AUGGAUAACCUUCACUUGAGUGUCAUAGCUGUGGUCCUUUACUCUAAUCUUCCUGGAUCAGUGGGAACCAAGUCACAGCGGAUUCUUCUUGAUACGCAUCACCAUUCAGACUGCUGGUGGGAUGGGGAGUUCUCAGUGAAUUGUUCUUUUACCGGAAUAUCUACUAUUCCAGAAGAUGUAUCACAAACAGCAGUAACAGCUGAUUUUAGUUACAAUAAUAUUAAAACAUUUGUAUGCACUGAUGGAAGAAAUGAAGAAUGGAUGCUAAAACACCUGAAUCUCAGUAACAACCUGAUUUCUGAACUCUCCUUAACUACUUUUAGAAAUUUACCCGUUUUAGAAACACUAAACCUCGAUGGUAAUGCUAUCCACACCCUCACUCUGGACUUACCUGCGCCUGCACAUGGGUCUAAAAAGCAUGGAAAAGGCCGUCAUCUCCUGCCCGCUUUGAAAGUAUUGUCAGUUGAAAGAAAUAAUCUUAAUAUAGUUCCAAGAGGACUGAGCCUGCUGCCAUCUUUACAAACCAUCCGUUUGUCAUCCAAUGGCAUACGAAAGAUUGAGCUGAAUGAUUUUCAAAACUGUUCACAGCUGAAGGACAUCGACUUGCAGAACAACAAGAUAACUCAGAUUCACCCGGACGCCUUCAGGGAUCUCAGCAAAUUACAGGUCGUGGAUCUCCGUGAAAAUGCUAUGACAACCCCUCUACCACAGUUAUUAAUUACUUUGAACUUCUUUCAACUUGAAGUAGAUUUCUCAAAUAAUGCCUGGAUAUUUAAUUGCAGACUAAAUGCUUUCAAACAUUUAUAUAAAAAUUUUCUUUUUGACUCUACGAGUGAAAAAUUGAGUAUUUCAUACAAUAAAUCUGCCAACGACUCACAGAAACCUCUGCUGUACCUUUCAAGUUUCCAUUUAAACUGCAGUGACAGUGUUUUGCUCAAGACAACUGUGGUCCCAACAGGGAAGACGUCGGUGCUAAACUGUGACGUGGACAACACAAGGGGUAAUGGAGUCUCUUGGUGGACACCUAAAGGCAGAAUUUCAAAAGAUAGUAAUCUUCCUCAUUUGACACUGGAUAAAAUGAAUAAUUUAGUAAUAUACAAUGCUGAGAAAAGUCUUGAAGGGUUAUAUUUGUGUAUUCUUAAUACAAGAAAGAAGAAAUAUCUCAUCUACAAUAUACAGGUGAAAGAAAGGGUUUCAACAUUUUUCUUUAGAAGAGCCCGGGACACUCACACUGUUUUCAGACAAGGAAGAACCAAGCAAGACCUUGCACUGGCUGUCUGCCUCUCGGUGCUCAUUACGUUCGUUUGUGCUUUUUGUCUGGGUGUUUUUGCUAGACCCUACCUCCUGAGCCUGUGGGGACUCAUGCGCAGGAACAAAAAUUCGGGUUCAGAACAUACUUAUUCUAACCAAGCUUUUUCAGAUGAAACCUUGAGCAGAGAGUACUCUGCAAGCAAACCAACAAACAUGCAGAGUAAUUUGUUCACUUGUGGUGGGAAUCCUUCAAGAAACACAUGCAUUGUUCCUACAGACACUUCUAUUUUGUAUGAAAAUGUCAUUGAUAGCAGUGUACAUACACCAAAUACUGAAGACUACCAGAAACAAAGCAAUAAUGAGAUCAACAUGAAGAAAAAACCAGCAUUUUCAGACAUCAAAACUAGUAUCAGCAAUGAUGAAAACAGAAAUGUUGAUGAUAAUGGACUAUUUUCUGUAGGGUUAGAUUACAAGAACAGCAAUGAAGUAAUGCCGAGAAAAUUAAUGAGUAAAGACAUUUCAUUAUGGGAAGAUUCAAAUUAUGCAAAUAACGAAGACUCAGAGAAGGGCAGGUUCCCUCCCAUACCCAGGAGAUUAAAUGCCGACUCUUACUCAAAUCCCAUGGACUAUUCAGAUUUAGAUUUAUCCAUCACAGGAGAAACUGGCUUUCCAUUCUCCGCGAUACCAACACAUACAGUCGCGCAAGAGUCUAGGAACAGCAAGGUAAGCAACAACUCUGGUCUGCUGCAGUCUGAAAUCACAAAGGCUACACCAGAGUCUCCUGAAAGAAAAGGCAUUGUUUCACAUAGCGAGCCCACAAGCAUUACAAAGUUUAUGCCUGAAAAGCAAAGCUGUGAUGAAGAACGUGGUCUAAAAGGCAACAUAAAUAUAGCCAGUGAUGUGGGAGAUUUUAUUUUACCCAGUAGCUGCAAGGGAGAUACAAAUACUGAGAAUUUAAGUGUCUACCAAACAAUAGAAAACUCUCCUCUUACACAGUACGACUGUACAACAGAACGUACAAAUGAGAAAGAUGCUUCAGCAUAUCGAUUCAGUGAUAGUUCUUCAGAUGAAGGGACUCCAUUCACAAUGAGUGACUGUAGUUCUUUAGCAGACUUUGAACUGGAACAGCCUGGUGUUAGCGACACCUCGCCAGUCUGUCAGUUGUUACUAGAGGAAACUGAUACGAACAGUAGAACUGAGAAGAUCUCAACGCUGCCAGAGUCUCCAAACAUUGCUGCUGAACUUCAGCGUACUGGGAAAAAUGAAGACAAAAACAAUGCAUAUUUUGAAACCACUAAUAAUUUCAAAUCAGAUACUAUGAUGCGUGAAACAGCAUCACCUUAUGCUGAUAAAUGUCGUCACCAUGAAAGCAUGUCAGAUUCAGACACAGUUAGUUCUUCAAGUCAAGAAGUUCGUGAUAUAUUUGAGCAUUUCACCAAUGCAGAGUCAACAGUACAGAACUCUCUUUCCCAUUCUCUCCGCAAACAAACUGAUGAUUUUGGUAAUAUGUUACUUCCAUUAAAACAUUCUCCCACAUACGACACGGACACAGAGAACGCUCCUGAAGAGGGUGAAUUGGAGCUGUACCAGUUUCCCAUUGAACCUCAGCACUCCCUCAGAUUCAGCCCCACUGAACAAACAGAAAAUGCACCAGAGGGAAGAACAGACGAGCACCUAGAUCGGAACUCCUCUGAACAGAAUCAUGGUGAAGGGGACAUUACAUUAAGAAGAGACACGAGUACAUCCGAGGACGACGAUUUUAUUUUUGCUCCCAUUGAUACCUGUUUGAAUGAAACUGUUAAAAAAGCACCACUACUGCAUUCCAGCAACGAGUCGUCUCUUCAGCCUCUGUCCAAACACACAACUGAAACACAUUUUACCGUUAUUACAGAGAAAGAGGACUUGCUACCCCAGGGGAUGCAGGUGAACACAACUAAGGCGUGUGCAGAUAAAAUGCAAAAAGGUUUUAAUGAGAAAGACUGUGAUGGAUACACAGAAUCACACGAUACCAGCCACUGUAGUCUGCCCAAAGAAAUGCAGUCUUCCAACGCUAUGGCCGAUGCAGGUUUGCUGCAUCUUCACUCUUCCAGGAAAACACAAUCAGUCUCCAACACAGAAGAUCGUUUCCAACUGGAUCAGAGCGAUGAGGAUGCAUAUUCCUUCUCGGUCCCACAAGGCUUCUUCAACGAAAGCACACGAUACAGUUCAUGUUCAUUCCCACGGAAGACUACAGGAAAUAUGAUCUCCGAAAGCACUGAUUCCAGCAAGGCAGAGGAUGACACUACUUCGACAGGACUGGAGAACAAUUCUACAACAGCUGUCGACCUCCAAAAUUCAAGUGAAAAACUCAGUCAAAAAAGUCAGACCAACGUAGGACAGGGACAGUUUUUUGUUAAGAAGAAGAGAGCGUUUGAUGGAUUUGCUAAUGUUUUGCAAAGCAGGAGAACAAAUUUCAACAGCUGA
Tauraco erythrolophus (red-crested turaco) is the source of this 3714-nucleotide messenger RNA. It is a transcript of the gene LRRC66, whose product is annotated as leucine rich repeat containing 66. Lineage: Eukaryota; Metazoa; Chordata; Aves; Musophagiformes; Musophagidae. The record is from RefSeq and is a predicted model, not a curated record. Gene Ontology annotation, molecular function: protein binding. Gene Ontology annotation, cellular component: plasma membrane.